CGAGUGUCAGGAAGCGUUGGGGUUGCGGUGAACGGGGUUACUGUGGAGGUGUCAAAUAACUUUUAAAUACAACCUUUUUUAUUUUAUAAAAUAAGCUCCUAUUAACGUGACGUGUUCCACAAGUUAAACUAUGUCAACCCCGGCUAGAAGAAGACUUAUGAGAGAUUUUAAACGACUACAAGAGGACCCUCCAGCUGGUGUCAGCGGUGCCCCAUCUGAAAACAACAUCAUGGUGUGGAAUGCAGUCAUAUUUGGCCCUGAAGGAACUCCCUUUGAGGACGGUACAUUUAAACUCAUUGUUGAGUUCACAGAAGAAUACCCCAACAAACCCCCCACAGUACGAUUUGUGUCAAAGAUGUUUCAUCCAAAUGUCUAUGCAGAUGGCAGUAUAUGUUUGGACAUUCUACAGAAUCGGUGGAGUCCCACUUACGAUGUCUCCUCUAUUCUGACAUCUAUCCAGUCUCUGCUUGAUGAACCAAACCCCAACAGUCCAGCCAACAGUCAGGCAGCUCAGCUGUACCAGGAGAACAAGCGGGAGUACGAGAAGCGUGUGUCUGCCAUCGUAGAACAAAGCUGGAGAGACAGUUGACCUGACAAUCCUGAUAGCUGCUCUCUCCAUUGUUAAGCUGUGUGUGCUGCAAGUUUUAGUGGAGUACCUCUUAAUUUUUGGGCCCCCCACCACCACCUUUUCCGAUUUUAAGCUUUUAUGCACUUUACCUUCAAUUACCCUUCAUAGAAUGUUUUUUUUUUUUCGUGCCCGCCAAGAGGGAUUCAUUUUUUCUAAUCUAUCCUUUUCCAGUCCGUCAGGGGAAAUGUGCUGAAUCUUGCCUUGAUGUUUUGUCAAUAUGGACUCGUGGGCCAUUACCCAAAAAUUCUGGUGUUCUAACUCAUUUAAUAACUCCCCAUGACUAAUUAUGUUAAAUGUUUUGGAGGUGUAUUAAUGAAGGCAUGGGUGCUCUUCUGUUAUGCUCCUCAUCUUUUCUGUCAGUUUUUCACAAGGCAGUUUGUCUGAGCUCCUAUGAGAUCCUACCUUUUCCCUGGGAGAAUGAGCAGCAUGAGCAUCAGGGACUACUACCUAAAUCAGACAUCUACACCAUGUCUUACUGUGUUGUGAACUGUUACAUGCAUGACAGAAGGAGUGUAUUCACGUUCUUGUUCAGUACUCAUGUAUAUAAGAAACCUGCAACUGAAUUUAUGUACAGAUUUUGCACUGGUUGUCCCCCAUGUCAUGUUUUUUCAGCACUUGUAAAUAAAAAAAAAGGCGAAUCCA
Molecule: messenger RNA, 1270 nt
Organism: Micropterus dolomieu (smallmouth bass)
Lineage: Eukaryota; Metazoa; Chordata; Actinopteri; Centrarchiformes; Centrarchidae
Gene: ube2al
Product: ubiquitin conjugating enzyme E2 A, like
Exons: 6
Coding region: 131-589 (152 amino acids)
Biological process (GO): DNA repair; protein polyubiquitination; proteasome-mediated ubiquitin-dependent protein catabolic process
Cellular component (GO): HULC complex
Molecular function (GO): ubiquitin conjugating enzyme activity
Source: RefSeq, a predicted model, not a curated record